AUGGCGUUGCCUAAAAGCCAAGACCACUGGUCCAAAAAGGACGUCCUGAUGUUACUGGAGUGCAUGGAGAAUAAUUUCCCAUCCAAUGACAACCACAUGUCUCAAACAACUCAGUCACAUCUGGACUGGGGACAAAUAGCUUUUAAAAAUUUUUCUGGAGAAAUGUGCAAAUUCAAAUGGUUAGAGAUUUCUCAUAAGUUGAACAAGUCCUGUACUUUGAAAGAAUUAGUCCUGGAAGCUAAGAAACAUGUUAAAAAUCCAAACAGAAACAAACAAGGCAAGAAACAUCCAGACUUCCCAAAGAAACCCCUAACUGCUUAUAUCCGUUUCUUCAAGGAGCAGCUGCCCCAGUACACCCAAAUGUACCCUGGGCUGAGAAACCAGGAGCUGACUAAGAUCCUGUCUAAGAAAUACAGGGAGCUGCCAGAGCAGACGAAGCAGAAAUAUAUCCAGGCAUUCCAGAAGGAAAAACAAGAGUUUGAGGAAAAACUGGCACGAUUCAGGGAAGAUCACCCUGAUCUAGUCCAGAACUCCAAGAAAUCUAAUGUCUCCAAGAGGCCCCGGGGCCGAAUCAAAGCCCAAAAGAAUUUUCAGGGAAACAUAAAAGAAGCAAGGUCUCUUCCAAAAACUGAGACAUUUUCUCAGAAAGUGAAAUUUUAUGGAGAGCCUGAGAAACCUCCCAUGAAUGGAUACCACAAGUUUCACCAAGAUUCGUGGUCAAGUAGGGAGCUGCAACAUUUGUCCCUGAGGGAGCGCAUGGUAGAGAUUGGCAGACGCUGGCAGCGUGUCCCACAGAGCCUGAAGGAUCAGUAUAAAAGCCAGGCUGAGGAGCUGCAGAAACAGUACAAGGUGGACUUGGAUCUCUGGCUCAAGACUUUGUCACCUGAAGAAUAUGGUGCAUACAGAGAAGCAACAUGUGCUAAGCGUAAGAACAUGCCUGUGACAGGAGGUCCAAACCCCAAGUUCAGACGUGCAGAUCUGCAGUGCUCAUCAGCGCAGAGUUUGCAAUGUCUUGGAAAGGAGCAGGGGCUGCAAGCUCCAGGGACAGAUUCAGCAGAGGCUGUUUGGGUUGACUAUCGCCCCUCAGAGGGAUCAAAAGAGAAUAAGGAGGAAGAUGAAGAAGAAGAUGGAGGCAGUAACACUUCAGACUCCAGCAUCAGGGUUGAAGAUGAAGAUGAUGAUGAUUAA
Molecule: messenger RNA, 1188 nt
Organism: Lemur catta (Ring-tailed lemur)
Lineage: Eukaryota; Metazoa; Chordata; Mammalia; Primates; Lemuridae
Gene: UBTFL1
Product: upstream binding transcription factor like 1
Exons: 1
Coding region: 1-1188 (395 amino acids)
Source: RefSeq, a predicted model, not a curated record